CUAUUUUGUUGAAUAUCUGCCUACUAAUCCUGAAGAUUAUGCAGUUAUAUAUAACUUUAUUAACAAUGAAAAUUAUUCUGAAAAGCAAAGUAAAGAUGAUAUUCAAAUUCAAAAAUUAAUAAAAGACAAAGCUUGA
Molecule: messenger RNA, 136 nt
Organism: Dentiscutata erythropus
Lineage: Eukaryota; Fungi; Glomeromycota; Glomeromycetes; Diversisporales; Gigasporaceae
Source: the annotation of a GenBank genome assembly